AAAAACAAAUCAAGGUGACAAUGGAAUUGAUAUAAUUGUUUCAUAUAAAGGUUAUACCUUUUUAGUACAAUGCAAAAACUAUGAUGGAGAUAACACAAAUCGUGGUAAUGCUAUAAGAGGUGAUAUAAUGAAGUUCGAAGGUGCAAUAUCAUGGUAUCCUCAAAUUUCGUUUAGAGUUUUUGUAGUUGCAAAAAUGGGUGGCUAUAAUGAGCCAGCUAGAUCAAGAGCUCGUGGUUCCCCAUACAAAAUAUUACUUACUAAUUAUGAAAACAUCU
Molecule: messenger RNA, 275 nt
Organism: Dentiscutata erythropus
Lineage: Eukaryota; Fungi; Glomeromycota; Glomeromycetes; Diversisporales; Gigasporaceae
Source: the annotation of a GenBank genome assembly